AAAUGUUUGUGACUCAUAAUUUAUCAGAACAUGAUAUAACUAAACGUUGCAUUAUUUUACAAAAACGAAUGAUGAACUCAUGGUUUGAACGCUCGUCUUUAUCUGUUACUUGUAUAAUACCGUUUGUAGAUAUGUAAAGUUCGUUUCAAUUUUCGAGUUAGAAAAACAAAUUGUGGGUGACGUUACUCGUGUACAAGUUUUCCUCGGACUUCAUUUGUCAUUUGAACUUAAAACUGGAACAUCCUACAACACUAACAGCCUAUAAUGAUAUUUUCGUGUGGACUUGAGUGCCAGAACUUCGUAUGUAUCUCUUGAUGAUGGAUUCACGAGAAAAACAUGCUUUGUGGAAGGAAAGAGAGGCCAUAUCGGAAGACUUGACACCAAAAUAUAUAUUACCAAGUCUCGUUGCUGAUGGAAUAUUCUCUGAAGAUGAAAGAAAUGUUAUUUUAAGUGAGGUCAAGCGUGAAACACAAACAGCCAAACUUUUGUCUCUUCUUCUAAAGAAGGGCAAAAAAGCUUUCAGUAGUUUUGUUAAAGCUUUAGAAAGUGACGGAGCUUACCCUUGGCUUGCUAAAAAACUUCUCGCCUCAGUUGACAGUGAUAAAGUAUCAAAGGAUUUUGAUCAAAAUCUGUAUGAUGUAUUACGAAAGGGGGGUGUACCAUUUCAAAUCAAUCACCUCCUGCCAAGAAAAUCCCUCGAAAAAGAAAUACGACAAGCUCUUCAAGUGGUAUCGAAAGAGAAAAGAGGAUGGGUAGUAAUUCAUGGCAUGAUGGGAUCGGGAAAAUCCGUCCUUGCUGCAGAGGCCUUACGGUACGAGAUUCUUCUCUCAGAGUGCUUUUCUAAUGGAGUUUGGUGGAUUCCUGUGGGUAAUAUAGACUCAGCGGGACUUCUUGUUAAAAUGCAAAUGCUCUAUGAAAACCUAGAUGAAGAGUGUCAUCCUGUACCUGAGAGUAUAGAAAAGGUGACCACUAAGUUGAAAAAUCUUCUUCUGAAGUCUUGCUACGAAAAAAUCCUGUUCAUUUUAGAUGACGUUUGGAAUUCCAGCGUUUUACAAGCAUUUGAUGUGGGAUGUCCAGUAUUGGUUACGACUAGAAAUAAUAAUAUUCUGUCCUCAAUUAAUUCUGGACAGAAGAUUUUUAUUAAGGUUGAUGAAGGUCUUUCUGUUGAUGAAAGCAAACACUUGUUAGCCAUGUGGGUUAAUGCUGACGUAAACAGUUUACCGUCUUCUGUGGACAGAAUCUGUGAAAAAUGCAAAGGUUGUCCUUUAGUGUUGGUGAUGGUCGGCAGUAUGAUGGCUAAGUAUGGGAACAAGGAAAGGAGAUGGGAACAUUAUCGACAGUGUUUGGAAGCCAGAAACUUUGACCGUAUUCAGGAUAACUCGGGCGAAUCAAAGAAAACGUUGUAUGAUAUCAUUGAACUGUGUUUGUCUAACACGAUGUCUCCAGAGGAACGUACUUAUUACAGUGAUUUUGCUUUAUUCAUUGAUGAUGUAAUGAUCCCCAAUAAGGUUUUGGAAAUUCUGUGGGACAAAGACGAGUUCGAAGUGGAAGACAUAAUGUACAAGAUCUGCAAUAAGUCCCUAGCUCGUAUGGAUGAAGAUAAAGAAGGUGAUAGUUAUGUUUACAGCAUUCAUGACCUUCACCUUGACUAUCUCAAGAAUGCUUGUAAAGACUUGAAAGCAUUACAUACAAAACUGAUCAACAAGUAUCUGAAAAAGUGUGAAGCAAAUGGCAUGAACAUUCGCAACUAUGGCCUACUUCCUUCAGACGGGUACAUCCAUCAGUAUAUUGGUUAUCACAUUUACAAGGCUGAGAUGUUUCACCUCUUCCCUGAUAUAUUCUUGAAUCUACGAUUCGUUCAGAAAAAACUACACAUCUGUGGACCAAGUGUCCUGUUAAACGAUUAUGUUUUGUAUGGAAUGUAUUUUAAUACUUCAGAGGCUGUGAAGGAGAAACAAGACUUGGAAAAGUUUAUUCAAUGUAAUGCACACCAUCUCUGUGAUAGUACUAAAGACUUUAUUCAACUAGCACUGUGCCAACCCCAAGAAUCAACUGUUUAUAAAAAAGCUAGAGUAUUUGCUGAGAAAAGUGGGAAAAACAUGUACUUCAACUGGUGUAAUGUUUCAAGUAUCCGUAACUCUGCCAAGCUCUGUACUAAACUACAUCUCGGUGCUGUCCACUGUGCUAGGUUCAGUCCUGAUGGUACGUUUGUGGUUUCUGUUGGUGAAGACAAGAUAGUUCGGGUAUGGGACAUCCGGCUGGGAUUACAACUUCAUUGGUUUCAAGGUCACGAAGGGCCCAUAAAAUGCUGCUCUCUCUCAUCCACAGGUUUCGAAAUUGUCACUGCUUCUGAAGAUAGUACUGUCCGACUUUUCAGGCUAAACCCCAGUGUACUGAGAACUGAUAGCAUCAGAGAGGAAGAACCUUUACGUAAACGAUCAUCGAGCAGGAAGAAUAUCUUUCAAGAAGAUGACAGUUUUUUGGUCUUCAGGGAACAUGAAGGAGAAGUUAGAUGGUGCUCUUUUUCUCCAAGUGAUGAACUCGUCGUGUCUGGUGGAGUUGAUGGCAUCGCCAUGAAGUGGCAUAUGAGCCACAGAACCUCAGCCCGGUACACUAACCAUUUGGACAUGCUUGGUCCUAGAAGAAGGAGCUAUAAGGUUUGGUCAGCCAUCACUGGAAAAGUUUGUGUUUCUCUAACUGGCCACAUUUUUCCCAUCAAUUGUUGUUGUUUUUCUCCUGAUGAAAAACGUAUAGCGACCGCAUCCAGUGAACUCGUCGUUUUAUGGAAUAUUUUGUCUGGGACAAAGUUAUUAUCAUUUCCUCACAUGGAUCAUUCAGUAUUAUCGUGUAGGUUCAGUAAUGAUGGAAAACAUCUUAUCUCGGCUGCAGGCCCAUUUAUUUGGAAAUGGGAUCUUAUCAGUCAAAAGUUAAAGUGUCAGUACAACAACCUCAGAACUUCCUACUAUGCCAUAUGUUGUGUGUCUUCUCCUGAUGAACAGUACCUUGCUGCUGGGACUUCUGAUUGUGCUGUGGUCAUUUGGUCUGCAAACUCUGACCAGGUAGCUGCAUCGUUCAAAGGACAUGAUGAUCCGGUACAAACAGUGGAUUAUUCCUGUGAUGGAUCUAUGCUGUUGUCUGGAUCUGAGGAUGGAACUGUUAUGGUUUGGGACACGUCCCAAAAAUUUAAUACUUCCAUGAUUAGUUUGUCAACAGAAAUAUCAGUUCGAUUUCAGGACAACCAUCCUGUCAUAGCUGCUUCAGAUGAAAGCAAUAGUAUUCAAGUUAUAAAGGGUCUGAAAGGAGAGAUGGAAUACAAGACUACCUCUGAAGAAGAAGACAUUAGCUGUUGUAAUAUUUCCUUAGACUGUAAAUAUGUGGUUUAUGGUACAAAGAAGGGAUCAGUGAAAGUCUUACGUAGGCCAACAAAAAGUAUAAGUAACUUUCACCGCCACAGAAAAGCUGUAAGAUAUUGUGUCUUUACUGAAAAGGGAAAUCACUUCAUUACUUGCUCAGAAGAUUGUACACUUAGGGUAUGGCAGUUGAAAGGAACAUAUGUUUCUUGUUUUGGUCACCAUGGUCCAGUUUUAAUGUGCAAGGUUUUCAGGAAUGACUCAAUGAUACUGUCUUGCUCAGAAGACGGGUGGAUUCGGGUAUGGCAAUUAGAUACUGGCAGAUGCUUGAUUCGCUGUGAUGGCCACAAUAAACAGACAGUAACUUCUUGUGAUGUUUCUCGAGAUGGCACGUAUUUUGCUUCAACAUCUGUAGAUAAAACUGUAAAGGUUUGGAAAGAAGACAAUGGAAAGUUAAUAAUUGUGAAUACAAUAACAAGUAAUUCCUGCAUAAGAAGCUGUUGCUUUUCACCCAAUGAAAAAUUCCUUGCUUUUGGCGAUGAUGAUGGAGUGGUGCAGAUUGCAAACCUCGAUGCAGAAGGAAAACAACUGAAGAUAUUAGGGUCUCACACUAGUAACUGGGUGAAUGAUUUGGCCUUCUCUCCCGAUUCAAACUUUCUUGUUUCUGUUGCCAACAGCAUUAAGUGGUGGGACAUACGUAAAAAUCAACCGCUAUUGCAGACUUUUGAAGUGAGGGGUAGCUUUUUACGCUACGUCUAUCCAUCACCAGACUUUACGAUAUUUGUGAGUGUUGACAGUGCUGGUGUACUCUAUAACCUUCAACUGAUUAAAUCAUCUGGAUGAUGUGAGUCUAGAUGAAACAGAAAUUCCGAUUUUGUUUUGCUUCAUUUUUCUAAGCUGAAUAUGUUGCUUCUGAACACUUUAUGUGUUUGUUCAUGUUUUAUUUGUCCGUUAACAGUGAAAUGACCUUAAUCCAAAGAUAUGUAUUUAAAUGUAUUAAUUGUUACGAGUUCUCUCGUCUAGUUAAUACACCU
This is a messenger RNA of Limulus polyphemus (Atlantic horseshoe crab), 4384 nucleotides long. Its product is annotated as apoptotic protease-activating factor 1-like. The record is from RefSeq and is a predicted model, not a curated record. Gene Ontology annotation, biological process: regulation of apoptotic process. Bases 303 to 4193 code for a protein of 1296 amino acids. Lineage: Eukaryota; Metazoa; Arthropoda; Merostomata; Xiphosura; Limulidae. The transcript is spliced from 18 exons. Gene Ontology annotation, molecular function: protein binding; ADP binding.